AUGUCGGGCUUUGAAGCAGUCUAUACACCCGACGCUUGUGCACCUCUCCCUCAGUUCUCCCAAGCCGUCAAAUACAAUGGCAUGGUCUACUGCAGCGGGUCCAUCGGCAUUGAUCCCGCAACCGACGAUCUGGUCCCCGGUUCUGUCACGGACCGAGCUCGCAUGGCGCUUAAGAAUCUUCAGGUCGUGCUCGGAGCCGCUGGCAGUAGCCUGGACCGUGUGGUGAAGGCCAAUGUCUUCUUGGCUGACAUGAAGGAUUUCGGGGCCUUCAACACCGCGUGGGAUGAGUUUUUUCCUACUGAGCCCAAGCCUUGUCGGACUUGCGUCGCUGUCCAUCAGCUGCCUUUGAACACAGAUGUUGAGAUUGAGGUUACAGCUGGCUAUCAGUUAUAA
Fusarium fujikuroi IMI 58289 is the source of this 393-nucleotide messenger RNA. RefSeq names its product probable brt1 protein. The transcript has 2 exons. Gene Ontology annotation, cellular component: mitochondrion; cytosol. Lineage: Eukaryota; Fungi; Ascomycota; Sordariomycetes; Hypocreales; Nectriaceae. Gene Ontology annotation, molecular function: deaminase activity. The record is from RefSeq and is a predicted model, not a curated record. Bases 1 to 393 code for a protein of 130 amino acids.